UUUAGUACUCUUAUGUCAAAAAUUCGUCGUCUGAAUUUUUCAAAAAGAUGGCGAGUUUCGAGAAAUUCGAACCCAUAUUUGGGGAAGUAGUACCCGAACGAUCGGAUCCGGGUACGGGUCUUCUCCGACGAUGUCUCUUCCACGUCUACGCUUCCGAUUCGUAUAACUUAACAGUCCAUGUCACUGACUUCGUCUCCGGCGUCUGGACGACGAUCCUCUCCGUCUCGAAGCUAGAUGAUAUGAGGGAUACUGUUGGGAUUGGUGGUUCGUGGUCUGAGUUCGUCGAUUAUACUGUAGCUUCUUUGAAAUCAGAUAAUGUGAAGCUUCUUCUCCUUGGAUCAAAUUCAGUUUCUAAUGGUGUUGAGAUUGCGCGAUUAGUUUCUCAGAAGGCCAAAGGAAUGCCUCGCAUAAUACUACCUCUAACAAAGAUGGUGGACUCAUCAUCUGCUGCUAGUGAGGCAAUGGCUAAUCUGUCUUUCGAGUUGUUCAGAGCAUUCAAGAGCAAGCAGCACCUACAAGGAGAAGUGAAUUCUUCAGCUGCAGCAAUUGAUGAAAAGGACAAGAGGGACGGUGGUACCGAUAACAAACUGGAACGAUACUUCUCUGGAAAGCUAGAUGUUAUGGCUCCAUCAACAGAUAACCAGCAAGACUCUCCCGCCAAGAAAUCUGCCCGAGAAGCUAACACAGCAAAACCUGUUAAACGAGUUCCUGCUCACCGAAGAACGCGUAAACGCGGUGCUCUUCUGCAGGAUUCAGAAGAAGAGGACGGCUGAUUGGAACAGAACAUAAUCUUAGACGACACUUUAAAUCCAUCAUCAGCUCUUAGUAACACACUGAAUCGCCUGGGAUGUAUGCUUAUGCUGAUGAUAAUUUCUCAGGUCCUAAUUUCUCCUCUUUUGGUGAUUCGAUUAUGUAAAAAGAAUCUGUAAGGGCAACGUAGAUUCCUUGUGGACACAUACUAUAAGCAAUUUUUGAAAGAUGAAAUAGAAAUAAAGUUGAAUCUUCCUUAGUAUCAUUUAUUCAUUCAUAUCUGCUGUUUCCAAUUAUAUGAACUAAACAUUUACACCACAUACCAGUUCAGACCAAUACAAAUAUUAUACAGUUUCAGUUGUGUCUCAGAAAUAUAGAUUCUCCUCUUCCAUAGAUUCUCUAACUGCCUUCAAAAUCCAUGGCUUGAGUUCCUUGGUGGUAACUAUGAUCCCUGUCUCGUGAGCAAGAUACUUUCCUUUCGAGAAGUCUAGAGAUUUGCCUGCAGCAUCGCACACUACGCCUCCAGCUUCUGCACAAGGCCAACAGUUUUUUGCAUUGAAAAGGGUUUUGUACCUGUGGUGAUGAUUGAACCAGGAGCAUGGUCCCAUAUACACUCGCGGUAUCCACUGAGCGUGAAACGCAAGUAUAUUUCUGCGUCUCCUCGGGACAAAGCUGCAUACUUAGCUUGGCUAUCGAUCCUUACAGCCUACAUAAGAGCAGACUGUGAUAGAAAGAAUAAAGAUAUUACCUUUGCAAUGGUACCAUGGAUGAGAAUUGGUUUAUGACAAUUGCAGAUUUAUCAUGGUUGAGCUUUGGAUAGGUAAAUGAUACCUUCUGUGGCGGAGAAUUUCCUUUGAGAGGUUGCACGUAAGUCCCUGAACCCGUUGUAGCAAA
Messenger RNA from Camelina sativa (false flax), 1644 nucleotides. RefSeq lists its product as uncharacterized. NCBI's taxonomy places the organism in Eukaryota, Viridiplantae, Streptophyta, Magnoliopsida, Brassicales, Brassicaceae. The record is from RefSeq and is a predicted model, not a curated record.